Molecule: messenger RNA, 5230 nt
Organism: Megachile rotundata (alfalfa leafcutting bee)
Lineage: Eukaryota; Metazoa; Arthropoda; Insecta; Hymenoptera; Megachilidae
Product: ubiquitin carboxyl-terminal hydrolase 48
Biological process (GO): protein deubiquitination
Cellular component (GO): nucleus; cytosol
Molecular function (GO): cysteine-type endopeptidase activity; cysteine-type deubiquitinase activity
Source: RefSeq, a predicted model, not a curated record
CAUUUUAAUAAACGUUAUUAUGAAAUAUUCAACAAAUAAGGGAUUUUAAUAAACUUAAAAACUUAUUUAACGAUUGAUUUGAUGCGCGCUUUGGGUUAAAGCCGAUUGCAUAUGGCGAUCAGUGUACAUCAAGCGGUUAGAGUGUUUUGAUAAUACUUUUUUACCUCUUUACAAAAAGUAUUGAUAAAAAUUCGUGUUCAGUGUAAUUCGCAAACGUGAUAAGGUUCCUUUACCUUCGAAUAAUGGUAUAGGAAAAGAAUAGAACGUUGCAACGUUUACUGCGGCGUUUUCGAUAACCUCAACGGUCGGGAACGAACGAUAGUUUCGUGUAGAAAUGCCACCAACGAAAAAGACUGAUUUAGAUAAAUUGGCAUGGGUUUGGAUGGAGAAUGUGGAAUUGGAGCAAAUUGGAAGGAUACAUUUGGAAAGUGCUUAUAGAAUAGGUUUAAAAGCAUGUAAAAAUUGCAAACGUAAUUGUACAAAUAAUCCUCAGUGUCUAACUGGACUGGGGGAAGAAAAAUAUAUAAAAUCACAACCAGCAGAAGUAGUAUCCUUGGAAAGUUCUUUAUCAGAAUUACGAGAUCCUACGCAAUAUGUUGGUUUAAAAAAUCUAGGUGCUACUUGUUAUGUUAACAGUUUAAUUCAAAUGUGGUUUCACAAUGAAGACAUGAGAAGGAUAAUAUACAAAUGGAACAUCACAGAAGAUCCAGAGGAAAAGGAAGCAUUGGCUCAAGCUAGGUCAACAGGAGGACCAUACCAUCCUGUGACGGCGGUUGGACAGUUGCAAUACAUAUUUGCAAUGAUGCAAUUCGGAAAUCAACGUCUACUCGAUCCAAUGAGUCUUGCCAUUGCGUUGUCUUUGGAUACUAGAACUCAGCAGGAUGCACAGGAAUUCUCCAAGCUACUUCUCUGCCAUAUCGAAGGGAAAUUGCAGCAAAACGCAGAACUGAAGCAGAUGCUGCAGAGGCUGACUCAAGGAAAAUACAGCUAUAUCAAUUGCUGCUCGAAAUGCGGUACCGAAUACCCAACGUCUACUACAUUCUACGAAUUGGAUCUGCAGCUAGCAGCCACAUUGAAAGAAGCGAUAGAGAAAUACUUGUCUGUGGAACAACUGACUGGUCCGAAUCAGUAUCAUUGUGUUACAUGCAACGAUAAGAAGGAUGCUCGUCGAUUCAUACGUUUGGAAUCUCUUCCGGAAACAUUGAACAUACAAUUGAUGCGUUUUGUGUUUCAUAGGGAUUCUGGACAGAAAAGGAAGCUGAACUCUUUUAUACAAUUUCCGGAAGAUCUCGAUAUGUCUGAACACGUACGGUGUCCACCACAAACUCAUUUGUACAGCCUAGUCGCGGUUUUGAGUCAUAAAGGUCCGUCGGCGCAUUCGGGUCACUACAUUGCAAAUAUAUGUAAUUCUAACGGAGAAUGGUACCAGUUUAGCGACGAUAAAGUUGAAAAAAUGCAGAAUAAGAGAAUCGAGGAUGGCGUCAACGAUAACGCAAAAGUUAUAAAACGGGGACGUAUACCAAAAGGUUUUCUUUCUUCCAAUACCGCCUACAUGUUGGUUUACAAAAGGGUCACUUCCGAAUGGAGGGCAAAUACCAAAAGGAGUAGGAAGAAAGUGGAAGUGGAAGCUAACAGUAAUAACGAUACUACAGACGAAGGAAAACGUAAAGAUGAACCAACUUCUAGCUCCGAAUCGAAUAGCUCUGAACAAGUACUGAAGUCUGACGAAGAAAACAAAAUGGAAGAUGUAAUUUCAGAAGCAUUCACUGAGAAGGAUCAGAUAAUGCCUGCGAGAGUAAACUGUACACUCGACGAACUAAAUGGCAAACAUUACGAAUCUGAUAACAAAGAAGACCAACACGAAGCACAGACAAAGAAAUCUUUUACACGAGGCAGGAGGAUAGACUACAAGCGAUUAAAUGGCGCUGCACAUAGAGCUAUGAGUUGCGGUGAACGUGAUUUCUAUGAAGAGAUGGAGUUUGAGAGUUGGGAAGUGAGUUCUACGUUACGCGAUUUGGUGAGACAAGAAAAUGUGAAGUACGAGUUAAGUCUACUGGCUAUUCAGCAAGAAAAGUUAAAAGAAAUCGAAGAUCAAAACUUAAAGAGGCAACUGGUCAUAGAUGUGUAUAAUAUUAUUUCUAACGCGGUUUCCUGGGAGAAGUAUCAGUGGAUUCCAAGCGACUGGUUAUCAAAGUGGCUCAAUGGACACUCGUCCAUCGAUGGGGUACCGCCAAUCGACAAUUCUACCUUAAUGUGUUCGCAUCAUCGAUUGGAUCCCUUGAAGGUGAACCGUGCUAAAUGUAUGCCAGUGUCAGCUGCAAAUUUGUUGUACGAUAAAUAUCGAGGAGGGCCGCGACUAGACGAAACUUCUCUGUGCGAAGUAUGUGUAAAACGAAGAUACAAGUUGCUCCGUUUUAAAAUGUCGCUUGAACGCGAUUACAAAGAAGUUAGCGAACUUAUACGCAACUUUAAGGAGUCGAUCGAUACCAGUUACAUAGUGGGUGCUGAUUCGUUAAAAUCCUGGCGAAGACUUGCAAUGGAAAAAUUUAUGGACAGCAUGGAACAAGAAAUAGAAAAAGAGGAGUGCCAGAAUCGGAACGGUCCACAAGUCAGUAAAAGUACAAGCAAAGAAAACGAUAGAUUGAAGGAAGCAGGAGACGGCGAAGAACACGAAAUCAUAAUUUAUUUUAACGAAGAUUUACUUUGCGAACAUAAUUCGCUGAAAACACCGGACUCUUCUAGGAAAGUAGUACCUCGGGAAGCUUGGAUGAUUCUCAGAAAAUAUUUUCCAGAGUCUAAGGAGUACUCUAUUGGUUCUUCGUCGUGCUCCAUAUGCGAGGAAAAAAUGGAGAAUGCACAGAAGGCAAAGAAGGAUGACAAGAUAAAAGCGAAGCAACAGAAGGACGAGCUGAACGAUUUGUAUCAUGGCAGAAACAGAAGCGAGAUAUUGAAGUGCGAAGAUCCAGAAAAAGUAUUUUACAUCGUGGAGAAAAGCUUCUUGGACAGUUGGAGAUCCUUCAUUCGGUACGCCGAAGUAUUUUCGAAAACACCACCGGCAGGUAUCCGGAAUAGCGUCCUUCUCUGCGAACCACACAAAGGAUUCUUGUAUUCGCCUACUAUCACCAGUGACCUAUACACCAUAGUGACAGCCGAGGAAUGGUCGAGAUUGACGCAAUUUUACGACGUCGAUCACACGAUCAGCAUCAGGAGGGUCGAUUCCGAUUUUCAACUACAUCCAAAUCUCUGCGCAGCAUGUAUGCUCGCGAGGGUGGAACAGGAACGUCUGGAGAGCUUAAAGUACGACAGAGCGACGAUUUACAUAAAAUGUGUGGAGGAAACAGAAGACUCGAAGACUGAGAACGAACCCGAGGUAGCUGCGAAGAGACCGAAAAUUGAAAAUGCGAGGCCAUCGAGAACCAGGAGGAACCUGAAGGGAUCCCAUGAACUGAAAGUUUCUUCCGAGAUCACGCUGAAGGAUCUAAAACUUAGGAUGAUGCAGAUUUGCGGCGCUGGACCGUACGAUCAGCAUCUGAUGCUGGGCGAACACGAACUUACCGAUCACAGUCAAAGUCUUGCCGCCCUUGGUAUAUUCCCCGGUGCUCUCCUCACAUUGAAGAUCGACACGCCAAUUGAAAACGAGGCAGACGUGACGGCAGACGCGAACAACCCCGAAUCUAGUUGUCCGGAAAAGGGUUUCAAGGGAACGGAAUUGGUGCCGAGCUGAUCUGCCUCAGCAACGAUCAGGGGAUAGACAAAUUGCAUUAUUGGCGAGACGUUUCAAUAACAAUAGUCGAUUUAACAUAAAAUAUUUUUGUACACGAGUUAUCAUAUAUUAUAUGAUAUAUAGAUAUAGUCUGUACGAUAAUGUAUACAGAUAUACAAUUAACGAAAUGCUAAUCGCGCGUUCGUCUUCGAGGAAAUAUCCGAGGGAAAAUAUCGAGAAUUAAUUGUUUUCAUAUUGUUACUAUUAUUAUUAAUAUCAAGUACUACUAUUAUUAAUAUUUCACGCACAGAUUAGGGUAAACGAUAAAAAAAAGAGAGAAACGAAAACGAAAGGCACUGCGAGCGAAAUGCGGUGCAUAAUAAAUCCAAAGACGAUUCGAUAUCGCUUUUUGUAAUCAUCGAUCGAUCGAUUAGUGUUCCAUAUUCUGUUCUCUAACGAGAAUCAAGUAAUAAUGUAAUGGUGAAAGUGUUUGGCGAGAUGGUUGCGAAAAUGAUCAAGGAAUGUGAUUUGUUUUUCUUCUUUUCCUUGUUUAGAAUGAUAGAAACGUGUAUUGUUGUUAGAUCUAUUAGAGACGCGAAUCUUUUUACCCACGAAUCAUAAUAUCGUAGACAAACUUUUGGAAAUCAAAAUCAAAAGAUGCCUUAUCGCAGUAGUAGAUAAACGACGAAUCGCACCUUUGAUAUCGAUAAUUAUAACGAUAAUUACUCGUGAUACUGGGUCGAAAUAUCUCCCUUUGCAUCCUUUAACGAGACACUGUUUGAUUUUGGAAAUUAUGAUUGCGUGAAGUUCGUGCGAGAUCUCAGCGCCUCUUGAAUUGUAAACAAAAAUAUGUAACUUCGAUCAUUUCCACGAACCAUCCUGAAUUUUUUAAGUUUUUAGUAGCCAAGUAAAACAUUUGUACAUACUUUUUUAUGUUCCGAAAUGCCGAGAGAAUUAUAAUUGUAAAACAAUUUUCAGAAUGAUUUUUCUCCAGUUGGGAAUUAAAUAACCCUCGAAUAGAGGAGACGGUUGUUUGUCGAUCAAAUCGGUAAUUUAAAGCUUCGUUUUAAUUGGCAAUCAUCUGUUAAAUUUAAAGCGAGCUUCCCAAAUAAUUUUGUCGCUUACGAUAUAGAGCUGAGAUAAGUAUCCCUAGAGAAAAAAUGCGCCGAAUGUUGAAUAAGGAAUCGUUUUCUCUAGAGGAUCCUAUCGAGCUCGGUCGUGUACGAAAGUCACGAUUGCCUCGACUCUGCUAUUCGAGGAUUAAUACGUACGCUGUAUUUUUAACGCCUGUAUACAUUGUGACAAAAAAGGGUGCUUUCGCGUACUUUAAUUAUCGCCUCCAUCUAACGUUUUUCCGUCUCAAUUUCCGGAUAUAGUUAACUGCAACUACGUGUCGCUAUCGUUGCGUAGAUAAUGGUUAUUAGGUGUGUUCGAACGAUCUAGGAAUCAUAUAGGAAUAAUUUACUGUUCGUCGUAGAAAGUAAGAAAAUAAACAGGACACGACAGUGCUGAUCGUGCAUACGAAUA